Molecule: messenger RNA, 654 nt
Organism: Phytophthora nicotianae INRA-310
Lineage: Eukaryota; Oomycota; Peronosporomycetes; Peronosporales; Peronosporaceae
Exons: 2
Coding region: 1-654 (217 amino acids)
Source: RefSeq, a predicted model, not a curated record
AUGGACGUGCCGUCGUGGCAUCCGGCCAACCAGAGCUCGGAUGCGGCGCGGCGGCAGGCGAUGAGCGGCGAGGACUCGGCGUCCAAGCGCGUUACCUAUGAAACUGUAGACACGUCCACGGAGGCGGAGAGAGAAUUGGUGUCCACGGAGGACGAGAGCGUCGUGCUUGGCGGUGGUCGCGGACUGCUGGACCCGUCGGAUCGUAUGUACCUCGUGGAUCAGACGCAUCUGGAGCUGCAAGCCAGGAACAGGGAGAAAAUGGAGCGGCAGGCUGCGCUGCAGACCUUCCGCUCUAGCGCCCUCAAGAUGCAGGCCCACAAGACGGAGAUUGCCGUGACUACUUCUGGCAGUGGGAAAAAAUCGCCGCUGCCGGUUGAGAAGAAAUCAGUUGUGGUGAUAAAGGCCAAGAAGCGGCAGGCAACGCCGAGUGGGAAGGAGACGACCAAAGUCAAGAAGAGUCGAACCACUUCAGAGAAUCCCACCGCAGGUAAAGAGGUUCAAACAAAAUCCGACAACCUCCAGACACCUAGUAGUAGUAGUAGUAGUAGUAGUAGUAAAAAGAGCAGUAGUGCAUCAACGACGAAACCUUCGACGGACAACCCUGCGACGGCACUGCUGCUUCAGGACUAUUCCAGCAGUAGCGACGAGGAGUAG